AUGACCCCUUGGCGGGGAAGACGGCUCUUCACCCCGUCAAAAGAUUUAUGUGGUGGUGUGCAAAGUAAGCUGACAUAUAAUCAAAGAAAGAUUGUAUGUGGUGGUGUGGAAAGUAAGCUGACAUAUAAUCAAAUAAAGAUUGUAUGUGGUGGUGUGGAAAGUAAGCUGACAUAUAAUCAAAGAAAGAUUGUAUGUGGUGGUGGUGUGGAAAGUAAGCUGACAUAUAAUCAAAGAAAGAUUGUAUGUGGUGGUGUGAAAAAUCAACUGACAUAUAAUCAAAAAAAGAUUGUAUGUGGUAGUGUGGAAAGUCAACUGACAUAUAAUCAAAUAAAGAUUGUAUGUGGUGGUGUUGAAAGUAAGCUGACAUAUAAUCAAAGAAAGAUUGUAUGUGGUGGUGUGAAAAGUCAACUGACAUAUAAUCAAAAAAAGAUUGUGUGUGGUGGUGUGAAAAGUCAACUGACAUAUAAUCAAAGAAAGAUUGUAUGUGGUAGUGUGGAAAGUCAACUGACAUAUAAUCAAAUAAAGAUUGUAUGUGGUGGUUUGGAAAGUAAGUUGACAUAUAAUCAAAGAAAGAUUGUAUGUGGUGGUGUGGAAAGUCAUCUGACAUAUAAUCAAAUAAAGAUUGUAUGUGGUGGUGUGGAAAGUAAGCUGACAUAUAAUCAAAUAAAGAUUGUAUGUGGUAGUGUGGAAAGUAAGCUGACAUAUAAUCAAAUACAGAUUGUAUGUGGUGGUGUGAAAAGUCAACUGACAUAUAAUCAAAGAAAGAUUGUAUGUGGUCGUGUGGAAAGUCAACUGACAUAUAAUCAAAUAAAGAUUGUAUGUGGUGGUGUGGAAAGUAAGCUGACAUAUAAUCAAAGAAAGAUUGUAUGUGGUGGUGGUGUGGAAAGUCAGCUGACAUAUAAUCAAAGAAAGAUUGUAUGUGGUGGUGGUGUGAAAAGUCAGCUGACAUAUAAUCAAAGAAAGAUUGUAUGUGCUGGUGUGGAAAAUCAACGGAUGUAUAAUCGAAGAAUAUGUGUAUGUGGUGGUGUGGAAAGUUAUCUGACAUAUAAUCAAAGAUUAUGUGUAUGUGGUGGUGUGGGAAGUCUUCUGACAUAUGACUAA
This is a messenger RNA of Saccoglossus kowalevskii, 1101 nucleotides long. RefSeq lists its product as uncharacterized. The record is from RefSeq and is a predicted model, not a curated record. NCBI's taxonomy places the organism in Eukaryota, Metazoa, Hemichordata, Enteropneusta, Harrimaniidae.